Messenger RNA from Ostrea edulis (European flat oyster), 1591 nucleotides. Its product is annotated as tripartite motif-containing protein 45-like. The record is from RefSeq and is a predicted model, not a curated record. NCBI's taxonomy places the organism in Eukaryota, Metazoa, Mollusca, Bivalvia, Ostreida, Ostreidae. Gene Ontology annotation, cellular component: chromatin; nucleoplasm. Gene Ontology annotation, biological process: positive regulation of DNA-templated transcription. Gene Ontology annotation, molecular function: zinc ion binding; ubiquitin-protein transferase activity. The transcript is spliced from 3 exons. The coding region runs from base 15 to 1058 and encodes 347 amino acids.
GAACCGAUUGAUUGAUGUUUUUUGCCACACUCAACAAUUUUUCAGCUAUUUGUUGGCGCCCAGUUCUUAUUGGUGGAAGAGAGAACCCAGAUACAAUGUACCUGGGAAGAGACCAUCGACCUCCGAAAGUAAACUUAUCCCGCUCGCGCCGAUCACGAAUACAAAUGGCAACAGCUUCCUCGUUUGCCCAACACUAUAUUGAAUGUGAAAACUGUGAGGAAAAUCCAGCAAAGUUCCUGUGUAAAACAUGUCCGGGUCAUCUUUGUGUGUCAUGCAAGUCGGAGCACGAGAGGCGAAAAAUAACCCAAAAUCACGAUAUCAUACACCUGGCCUCUGAGAAAGGGGAUAUGAUGGAACUUUUGUAUUGUUCAGAGCACAGAACAAAAAAGCUAGAAUGUUACUGUUCUCCCUGUCAGAAGCCAGUCUGUACCCGAUGUAUUAUUGAAACUCAUAAUGGUCAUAAAGUCGAAACACUGGCCACCGUCUACAAUAGAAUCAAAAAAGAACAGCAAAUAGAAAAAGAGGAGAUAGAAAAAACACUUCUGCCAAAAUAUGAAGAAUUGUUAGCGAAAGAGAAAUUGAUGAAAGCGGAGAUAUCAAAGAGAACUGACGAAGUGCAAAAACAAAUAGAGGAUCACACAGAGAAAGUGAUUGAAAGAUACACAGCAAUGAAAGAGAAAAAAAUCCGGGACCUUAGACAAGCAGAGCAGACGACACUGAAAUCUGUUGAGGAUUCCGAAAUGAAAGUUCAGAGACGAAUAGAAUUAUUGAAAAAAAUCAAAACUCAAAUAACAAACAACUUAGGUGCAAGGCCAGGGAUUAUAUUUUUCAAUGCUACACAUGGCAACAGCUUAAAAGAAAUGCGACAAUACCCAAAUUCAAUUGAAUACAAACUCGAUAACUUUUCUUCUGGUGACAUUGAAAGAAUAACACUGGAUGUCGACUUUUGGAAGAUCCUCAAAUUUACUAUGGUGGAUUCAUCAGCAUCACGAAAUCCAGAUUGGUCUCUAGAGGAAGAUGAGGAAGAAGCUGAGGAAUAUCUUUACGAGGAAUUUUAAAUAACUUUAGUUCUCAUUGGGGAUUUAUUGCUUUGUUAGAUGGAUCGAUGCCAUUGAGACUAAUCUCUUGAAAUAUUCCCGGACACCUUGAUACCCAGGCCAUGACAUACAGUUACUGUAAGCGCUGACAUGCCGUCAAAGCUCUGACUUGUGUAACACCAAAUGGUGCAAUCACUUAUUUUUCAACUUUGAAUACAGGAUCAACAAACAGCAAAGUUCCUGGAUAAAAUCUAUAUACCAGCAGUCGAGCCAAUAUCAACCAAGAUAAAUAUGUACAUUAAACAGUAUAUUAAAUAUAAAUUACUGUUUAUUCAACUAUAAUAUUUUUGAAAACAUUUGCUGGAGUGACUGUAAAGUACAAUAUUCUACAUGUUGAUAUCUUCGGGAAUUAAGCACUCGUUUGUUUUUGUGUUUUUUUUAAUUUUGAUAUAAUUUUCUUCAUCUAUUAUUAUAGGUUGCAAAUCUUUUAUGAAUAAAAUAAAACUUGUGUGUCAAAUAGUUUAGUAUAAAUAAAAAAAUGUACUACUGAUUGU